AUGCUGGCUCUAGGUCUCUCGAAAGAGAGAGAAAGAGAGAGAGAGAUCCAACUCUCUUUCUCUCUCGCUCUCCCCACUUCACGCUUUCUCCAUCCUUCCUCUACGUCAGACGGAGCAGACCUCCGGGAAGGCACAGCGGAUUUGAACUCCCCUUACACCGCACUCAAUUGGGAACCCACCGCGUCUUGCAGGAAUGAUGGAGACAGCGCCGUCAUAGUUUCUGGAACUUAUUUUCUUCUUCAAUAGAGAGGAAAUUAACUAUUUGCACAUCUGUUGGGAUUCCGUAUGUCUAUUUUGGGGAGCCCAGCAACACAACCGGUGUGCUUCAAUUUUUAAAGGAGAGGAAAGAUUCUGUUUCUUUUUCUCUCCUCUUCAUCCGCCAAACUAAACAUCCUGUGUUACCUUUACACAUUUACAUGUUUAAGUGGCAAUAACAUACCACUGGGGAUUUAAAAGCUUGUGGAAUUUCUAGAUUAAGUGUCCCCGCAGUUCACUGGGGUUCAUCUGGACUCUAUCAGGACAACAUGGAACUGGUAUUUUUUGGAUGUUAUGGAGAUGUUUGCGAGAUGCCGGUGCUGAGGUGGACAAGAGGACUCAACCUGCUGUUGCUCUUCUGUCUGUUGGCUGCUCACAACUCUGCACACGACUCAGAUACUUCAUCAUCAUCAUCAUCAUCUUCAUUUAUUCCCAGAGGUUUUGUAGACUUCACAUUCACUAAGGAGCCUCAAGACACCGUAACGGUGCGGGGUGGUGUGCUACAGCUUGACUGCCAGGCACACUCAGAUUUGGCGUCCGGAAUCCCCACCAUCACAUGGCGGAAGGAUGGCGUCCUACUAAGUGCCCUGGUGGACGAAAGACGACAGGAGCUGGCCAAUGGAUCAUUACUGGUCCAGAAUAUAGUGCAUUCACGGCACCACCGCCCUGAUGAGGGGGAAUACCAGUGCCUCUCCACACUUGAAGGACUAGGAAGUAUUGUGAGCCGGACUGCAAAAGUCACCGUUGCAGGUCCUUUAAGGGUUGUUGUACCUACAGAGUCAGUUUCAUCAUACCUUGGCGACACUGCAUUGCUCCGUUGCGAGGUCUCAGGAGAACCCACGCCAAUCAUCCGCUGGCAGAAAAACCGGGACGAUCUGCCGAUGACCUUUGACUCCUCUUCCCGCCUGGCUGUGCUGCCAUCCGGUUCUCUGCAGGUCAGCCGAGUUCAACCUCCAGACUCAGCCACGUAUCGCUGUCUGGCCGACAACCCUGGCAGCACAAGGACGGGGACAGAUGCCGAGCUACGGGUGCUCCCAGAGCCUGGACUAAACCGAAACCUGCAGUUUCUCCAGCGUCCUUUGAGAGUAACAGCUCUGCUGGGAACCGAUGCUGUGCUGGAAUGUUCCGCCUCCGGAUACCCCACUCCCAGCAUUCAGUGGCGGAGAGGAGAAGAAGUGAUCCAGACUUGGAAUAAGAAGUAUUCUCUUCUGGCUGGGAGCAAUCUGAUCAUCAGAAGUGUCACAGAUGAUGACUCUGGCAGUUUUACUUGCACUGCUUCAAACAAGAACCACAACAUCACUGCAAGUGCAGAACUGAGUGUGCUGGUUCCACCUCAGUUCCUCAACUAUCCAACCAACACUUACGCCUAUGAAUCCACUGACAUUGAGUUGGAAUGUGCAGUGACAGGAAACCCAGCACCGACCAUACGCUGGAUGAAGAAUGGAGAGGAGGUUAUCCCAAGUGACUAUUUCCAAAUAGUGGAUGGCAGUAACUUGCAGAUUCUCGGUUUGGUGAAGUCAGAUGAAGGAUUUUACCAGUGCAUUGCAGAGAAUAUCGCCGGCAGCUCACAGGCUAUGGCUCAACUGUUGCUCCGAGAGCCAGAAGCCACACCCACUCAGUAUAGACCUGUCCACACACCUCCUCCUCCCCGCCCGCCUCCUGCUCCGCCUGCUCCUUCUGGCACCCCUUUGACUUACACCUCCUCCUCUGAUCCCCCACCAGUGUCCCCCAGCCCAGGCGUUGCCCUCCCCUCUGCCCCCCGCGACCUGGUCCCUGUCCUAGUGUCCAGCCGAUUUGUCCGUCUCAGCUGGCGCCCCCCAGAGGACACUGGAGGAUCAAUACAAACUUACGGCGUUUAUUACUCCCAAGAUGGCGUUGAAAGGGAGAGGUCAGUAAAUGUGUCAGAGCCCGAGUCUUUGGAGCUCAUGGUUUCCAACCUGAAGCCAGAGGAGGGUUAUAGCUUCAGAGUUGUUGCUUACAAUGAUGUCGGACCAGGAGAAAGCUCCAACCCCUUGAGGAUCACAACCAAACCAGACCUCCAGGUACCAAGCAAGAUAGAGUCACUAAAUGCUGAGGCUCUAUCGCCAACCUCCAUACAGAUAAACUGGGAGACUCCAAGCGCUCCUAAUGGACCAAUCAUCGGCUACAGAGUCAUCUGGACAGAGAACCUUUCAAGCAAGGAGCAGAGUGCCGACGUCAGUGGACUAAACUACAAGCUGGAAGGACUCAAUAAAUUCACAAAGUACACGGUUCGCGUUGUAGCUAUCAACCGCUUUGGACCUGGCACUGCCUCAGAGAACAUUAUUGUUACCACCCAAUCAGAUGUACCAAGUGCUCCUCCCCAGAACAUCACCUUAGAGGUUGUGCUUUCCAGGAGCAUUAAGGUGUCAUGGCAGCCACCUGCCCGCAGCGCUCAGAACGGCAUCAUCAGCGCUUACAAGAUCAAAUAUAGAAAGACCGGUCGCCGUGGAGACCAGGAAGCCAUUGAGCCCAACAACCUCUGGUAUCUUUUCACAGGUCUUGAGAAGGGCAGUCAGUACAGUUUCCAGGUUUCAGCAAUGACCACAAAUGGAACAGGUCCACCCAGCGAAUGGCACACUGCCGAGACACCCGAGAAUGAUUUGGAUGAGAGUCAGGUUCCGGACCAGCCCAGCUCUUUGCAUGUUAGGCCUCUUCCCAACAGCAUUAUCAUGUCAUGGACUCCUCCUCUCAGUCCAAGCAUCCUGGUCCGCGGUUACAUCAUCGGUUAUGGAGUUGGAAGUCCCUAUGCAGAGACGGUUCGUGUGGACAGCAAACAGAGAUACUACUCCAUUGAAAACUUAGAGCCAAGCUCACACUAUGUGAUUUCCCUGAAGGCCUUCAAUAAUGCUGGAGAAGGAGUUCCACUGUAUGAGAGUGCUGUCACUCGAUCACUGACAGACCCCAUUGACCCAUCUGAGGAUGAUCUUUUCCAUCUCUUUGAUAAAUACCCCACUGCCAUGCCAGACACCAGCACUCCCAUGAUACCCCCUGUUGGGGUCCAAGCUGUGGCUCUCUCCUCCGACUCAGUACGGGUCUUGUGGGCUGACAAUUCCAUGACCAAAAACCAGAAGUCAACUGAGGUCCGCUACUACUCUGUCAAGUGGAAGACCAGCUACUCCACCAGUGGCAAGUACAAGUCUGCAGACACCACCACCCUGAGCCAUACCGUCACUGGCCUCAAACCAAAUACCAUGUACGAGUUUGCAGUAAUGGUAACCAAAGGUCGAAAAUCAAGCACUUGGAGUAUGACGGCGCAUGCCACAACAUAUGAAGCAGCUCCCAGCUCUGCGCCCAAAGACUUGACAGUGAUCAGUCGUGAGGGACGGCCACGAGCCAUUUUAAUCAGCUGGCAACCACCGAUGGAGGCAAAUGGGCGGAUCACAGGUUAUAUCCUGUACUAUACUCUGGACAAAAACAUGCCAAUAGACGACUGGCUUAUGGAAACAAUCAGCGGGGAUCGCCUGACUCAUCAGGUUGUUGAUCUAAACCUGGACACAAUGUAUUACUUCCGGAUCCAGGCGAAGAAUGCCAAAGGUGUCGGUCCAUUGUCCGAACCUGUCCAUUUUAGGACAGCCAAAGUGGAACAUCCAGACAAGAUGGCCAAUGAUCAAGGUCGAGGAGGCGAUCAUGUAUACUGGCCACCCGAUGGCAACCUGAUAGACAGGAGCAGCAUUAAUGAGUCUCCUAUUGGUCAAAUGCAUCCACCACAUGGCAGUGCUACCCCGCAAAAUAACAAUAACCUUUUGGUCAUUAUUGUGGUUUCUGUGGGAGCCAUCACGGUGGUCGUAGUGGUUAUCGUAGCCCUCAUCUGUACACGACGAUCUUCUGCCCAACAGCGCAAGAAAAGAGCAAGCCACAGUGCCAGUAAGAGGAAGGGUAGCCAGAAGGAUCUACGACCUCCUGACCUGUGGAUACACCAUGAAGAAAUGGAGAUGAAGAACAUUGAAAAAGCUCCUAGCGUGGCCCCGUCUGGGCAUGACUCUCCCAUCCAGUCGUGCCAGGACCUUCCCCAGGUUGCUCACAGCCAAUCAGAGAGCCAGAUCGGUAGUAAGAGUAGCCACUCAGGAGCGGACGGUGAUGAAGCGUCGAGCUGUAUUUCUACUCUUGAAAGAUCCUUGGCCGCCAGGAGAGGAACACGAGGCAAAAUGAUGAUUCCUAUGGAUUCACAACCCAGCAACACACCGGUGGUCAGUGCCAUUCCAGUGCCAUCACUUGAUUCUUCUCAGUAUCCUGGUAUACUUCCUUCCCCUUCAUGCAGCUUCACCCACAACAAAUUCAGUUUAAGACCGAUGCCCUUCCCUAGCCUGACCGUGGACAGAGGAUACACGCAAGUCAUAUCCACAGAUGCUUCCACCAAUCCCCUUCUGCAGCAGCAGUCUCCACCACAACAGCCUGCUCCCCUGCUCCCUGGCUCUUCUGUUCCUUCUGCGGAACACGUUCCAGGUAUUGGCCCGGUUCCUGGGGCCCCUGCUGCUGCUACCUCUGUUGCAUCAGAGGAAUCGCAGCCAGGUGCAAAUCGGACCAUACCAACAGCAUGUGUGCGACCAACUCACCCACUAAGAAGCUUCACAAACCCACUCCUGCCACCUCCAAUGAGCACGAUAGACCCCAAGGUGUAUACAUCAAUGCUGCCACAGUCCUCUGCAAGCCUCCCAAAGCCUCAGGUGAAGACAGCUUCUCUGGGUCAGGCUGGUAAGGCUCGAUCCCCUCUGCUUCCAGUCUCAGUUCCUACAGCGCCUGACAUACCAGAGGAAGGAGGAACAAAACCCACAGAGGAUUCAGCUAACAACUCAGAGAUUUUCAGGUUUCCAAGUGAGAACAGAAGGUGUAUGAGCAGGACGACCUUUCAGAGCAGAUGGCUAGUUUAGAAGGGCUGAUGAAGCAGCUCAAUGCCAUUACUGGCUCUGCCUUUUAAACCCUACCCGACAAGCCCUCAGCCUCAGAGCAGGAACCCUUCUUCAUGCUUUGAUGUUUGUGGCAGCGUGUUCACAAACAGCCGCAGCAUCUGGGUUUGACGAUGCCACUGGGGACUGAGACCUCCGUUUGUACUGGAUUAAGCUACAUCACACAGUAUCAACCCCAGGAACAAGACAAUGGCUUCCUGAAUGGGUUCAAACUCCCGAGGACCUUUCAACCUAUAACUACAAAACAAGGGGGGGAAAAAACAAUGCCGCUUUGACUUGAUGAAAAAGUGGGAAGGAUUAUCACAAGAAAAAAAGACAGUUGGAAGAUCUUUACUGUUUCUCUUUUUUGUGGUAUUUAUUAACUCCUCACUAUUUCCGUCUGCUGAGUUCUCUGCAACUCAGUUACUGUGACUGUACCUCAAUUAUUUUUCAUGAUUGCCGUUGGGAGAAUUUUUCUUUUCUUCGUUUGUUUAUUAUUACUUUUUAUUUAUUUUAUUUUAUUUUUUUACAAUUUCCAACACACCAUGCACCAUGUGAAUAUGGUCUGCCACGCAGGACAUUACAUGUGAAAUAGUCAUUUUCUUUUAAAUUACACCAAAAUGUCCUAUUGUGGAGAUUUUUUUUUCCUUCAGUCUUGGUUUCAUGUCAGCCAACCCUUUUAACUGGGAUUACGAAUGUGUUGAAACUCUGGGUAAAAAUAGGAAUCCAUUGCCUCUGGACUUUUUGUGCCAGGAAAUUUCACUAAAUCAUCCAUAGACCCCAUGUCACUGCUCUUGAUCAAGCAGUUUGUCCCUACAGACCAGAAAAACGGGACCGAGUGCAAGAGUGUUGUUGCCAAAAAAGGGAAGCUCAGUGCAUCUUUCCUUUACGCCUUUAGUUCUGGCAUUUUCACUGACAGUUUUGUACUCAUUGUUGCUGAAACCAUUAGAAUAGAAGAACAUGUAGACUAUUUUUAAAGCUUUGUUAUGAUUGGGCUAAUGUUUAUUCCAAGUGGUAGUGAUGAGUGUCAUUAUGAUCUCUGGUAAUUUUAUUUAAGUUUUACUAUUUAGUUAUUUUUCUAUGGAGCCCUGAAAGGGACAUCGACAGAAGUAAAACAAAUUUAAACCAUCUUGUGCGCACUAGAAACUAUCUGGUGCACAUGAAAAACAAUCUUGUGCACCCCAAAACCACUGAUGGUUGUAAUGGUGACAAUGUGCAAGUAAUGCAGUAUUUUUUUUAUAGUUGAGUACAUGAUUGAAGUAAAGAUAAAUCCUUUAUCAUUAUUUAUUUAUUAUCAUUUUUAGCACGUCGGAACUGCUAGUGUCCGGUUCGCGCCUGCAGUUUGUGGCCCAUAAAAGGGAACUUGCGCACCAGAUAGUUUCUAGUGCGCACCACAUACUAUCUGGUGCACACUAAAUGGUUUGAAAUGUAUUUUAUUUCUGUGGAUGUCCCUUUAGGGGCUUUGUAUUUUUUCAGCAUAUCUUCAGUAUUCUGAAUAAAUUUGGUUUUAUCGAUAGUAACUUUGCUUGUAAUGCAAAAGAUUUUUUGUUUUUGGUUUUUGACCCGGCGACACCGUUCAAACACUGAAAUGACCGGAAUUCGCGCGCGACGCAGAAAAUUUUUCGAAUGACUCGCAAAAAUUUUACUGUUCACGCCAAAACGCUAUUUAUUUGAGGUUUUUUUAUUUAUUUUUUUUUAAACACAUCCUACAGUUUUUAUCCAGUUCACAUAAAUUGUACAUGAAAAAUGUCAGGAAAGUAAGCAGCAAAAAGUUGAAUGCAGACUUUGCCAAAAACAUACGGUUCCCCUAAAAUUCGCCAAAAACAUUCCCAUUUGUUUCUAUUGGGAUGCCAUUGCUAUGUACGUUGCUCCAUUCAUUUCUAAUGGCCAAAAUUUCCCCUUCAUUUAAAUGGGUGGUUGUAAUUUUUGCAGCAGGGCCGAGACCGAAACGUGGUAUUUGGUAUGUGGCAAAAUUGAUUUUGCCAUGUGGCAUUUUUUUGCA
This is a messenger RNA of Corythoichthys intestinalis (scribbled pipefish), 7161 nucleotides long. RefSeq names its product DCC netrin 1 receptor (gene dcc). NCBI's taxonomy places the organism in Eukaryota, Metazoa, Chordata, Actinopteri, Syngnathiformes, Syngnathidae. Gene Ontology annotation, molecular function: protein binding. Bases 525 to 5144 code for a protein of 1539 amino acids. The record is from RefSeq and is a predicted model, not a curated record. The transcript is spliced from 30 exons. Gene Ontology annotation, cellular component: axonal growth cone; plasma membrane; cell surface. Gene Ontology annotation, biological process: neuron migration; axon guidance; cell-cell adhesion.